AUGCUCGCAGACUACCUACCAAGCGAAGACGAUCCAGAAUACCAGCAAAAGCUUAGCCUCCUGUCCGAAUACGAAGCUUCACUAGCUUCACGAUACCCGCCGGUCUGCUCGGACUGUGCACCCAAAGUGCAGGAGAGGAUCGCAGAGCGCGACCAGUUUGCGCGCAGUUGGAGCCUUGGGAGAUGGUUAGACCUCAAGAAGAAGGCGUCCAAACUCGAUCUCGCGGAUGACGGCCAUCCCGCAUUGUCAGCCUUGAAGACGUCACCUGCGCACAUGGCUGCAGGCUCGCAUGCUCAGUCGCACGCGCAGCAGAAUUUUUCGCCCAGGGGACGUCUCAGGCUAGACAAAGGGUCCCCGUCUGCCAUGGCUCUGUUCGCGAUUGUCAACCUCUGUAUUUGGGCUAGCUACACGACCGCAGCGUUGUGGCCUGAUCACGCUGUAGCCAAAAUGCAGGACGUGAUUGCCCGACUUCGGACAGAAUCAGCCUGGUCGCUCGCAUCCAUAGCAACCUUCUUUCUUCUGUCGAGGCUGUUCAUCGAGACCAGCCAGAUGGAGCCACUCAAGCGCUCAAUCGACCAUGCCAGAGCACGUCAGAUCCGCGUAGAGGCAAAAGGCUCGGGGCUCUGGAGGGCGACACAAGGCGUCGUACUUGUGCUGCGCCUCGCGAUGCUUCUGUCGAUGGUCUUGACGACCUUUUUUCGAGGCCGGCUCACGGAGCUGUUGGCGUGGAUCGAAGUUACCUCGGGACAAAGUCGAGACGAGCUAAUGCAGCUCGUCACGCUGACGUUGCUUAUCAGCGAAGUUGGUCUGACAAUGCUAGCCGCUGCGAAGCUUGGUGUGCGAGACCCGACUCCUCUUCAGCUCGUCUCGCGACCCAUCUUGGCCGACGAGCAUCCCGCAAAGCUGGCGAGACCGGACGGACAUCCUCUGCUGACCAGUCUCAGCUUGGAUGAUCGCGCUACUCUAUCGUCCUCGACGUUCAGCCGCUUGGACGGUCAAGGAAUAUCUAUCGGCUCCGCUCAAGACGAUGAUGUCAACGCCAGGAUAUCCCCGCCUCAACGCGACGCAGACGGUGACGCCAUCAUGGAAGACGCUGCGACGUAUUCAGCUCGACGAGCGUCCACGUCUUCGGAGGACGACUGGAACCGAGGUUCGCCGCAAAUUCCUCCAGCAUCCCUUCCAGCAUGGGGCAGUCAGUGGCCACUCACAAUGAAACCGAAGUCAAACAAUGCAGCAUCCUCUGCAUCUACAGACAACAAGCCUCGACAAGCUUCGACCUACACCGAUUUCCAGCUGGGCCCGCAGCGAUUCUGGGAGCCACAAAAGCCGACUGGGCUCGAGGACGUCUUUGGUCGCGCAGUAUCCCUUGACGAUCGACCGCAACAAGAUGCAGCAGAGCUCAAAGAUGAUGCCAAGUGGUCCAAGUGGCUCGGCUUCUCUUGA
Molecule: messenger RNA, 1443 nt
Organism: Kalmanozyma brasiliensis GHG001
Lineage: Eukaryota; Fungi; Basidiomycota; Ustilaginomycetes; Ustilaginales
Product: Ima1, N-terminal domain protein
Exons: 1
Coding region: 1-1443 (480 amino acids)
Biological process (GO): nuclear inner membrane organization
Cellular component (GO): mitotic spindle pole body; microtubule organizing center attachment site; chromosome, centromeric core domain
Source: RefSeq, a predicted model, not a curated record